AUGGGCUCACCAAUAUCAGGACUGCUAGCCGAACUAUUUUUGCAGCGACUAGAAGAGAUAGUUUUCCAAACUAUCAAGCCUAAACAAUGGCUUCGUUAUGUUGAUGACACCAUCAUAAAAAAGAAGUGCGAAGUCGAACGGCUUCACCAGAGCCUGAAUGACGUUUUCCCAGCCAUAGAGUUUACCCGCGAAGGGGCAAUUGGAGACAGCUUGCCGUUUCUGGACGUGAGGAUACAGAAGUUGAGCGAUGGUAGCCUGGCAACAAGCGUCAAUAGGAAAGACUCUAACUCUGAGAUUAUCCUCAACUAUGGAAGCAACCACCCUGCAGCUCACAAAAGAAGCUGCGUCCGAACUCUGUUCCACCUGGCCUACCGUUAUUGUAACAGCAACGAUCUCCUGAACAAAGAGCUUGCUCACCUGUAUCGGUUAUUCCGCUCUAACGGAUAUCCGAUCAGUUUUGUCAAGAACUGUCUCAGACAGCAGACAGAGUCGCAAGACGCCACCCCCAACGGAGAGAUUGUGACGCGAAAAUUCUUCUCCUUGCCAUAUAUGCGUGGAACUUCUGAAAUAAUCGCCCGGCUGUUCAGCCGCUUGGGUAUUCACGUUGCCCACAAACCGUCAUCUUCACUACGCGCAGCACUAUCUCGAGUGAAGGAUCCCAUCCCGAAAGAGCAACAAACGAAUGUAAUUUAUCGCAUCCCGUGUGCUAAUUGCUCUUGCGCGUAUGUUGGCCAUACAGGUCGAUGCCUGGGCACCCGUAUCAGCGAACACAAACUAGCUAUCCGUCGGCGAGAACCCCUGUCCCUCGUCUUUGCCCAUGCACUCGAGUACGACCACCGAUUCAAUUGGGAUGGCACUGAGGCCGUCGCCAUGGCUAACACAAAGCGAGCGAGGGAAUUUCUCGAGGCUUGGUACUCCAAUGCGGGUAGUAUCAAUCGUCACAUUGAUUUAGACGCCCAUUACGAGGGUCUACGUUAA
Messenger RNA from Spirometra erinaceieuropaei, 978 nucleotides. NCBI's taxonomy places the organism in Eukaryota, Metazoa, Platyhelminthes, Cestoda, Diphyllobothriidea, Diphyllobothriidae. The record is from the annotation of a GenBank genome assembly.